UUACGAAAAAUGCUGUCUAUCCUGCAUGUGUGAUAUACUUUUAGAUUUGCCUGAAUCAGAUUUAGUUUUGGCUGUCCUGGCUGGCACAAUGCUUAAGGCUUUAAGGGAACUUAACAUCUUAGCAUUACAACUACAUUGUAGUUUAUAAGUUAUGCCGUGGUCAGUUUUCCUGUAGCAAGUUGAAAGAACUGUAUUGGUGCUAUUGUGACUACAAAGACCUAGCUGACCAAGAUAUUUGUCCACAUCUGACGAGACCUCAAAGUUAUUUCAGCUGACCGUGACGUCUACUUAGAUAACUAAGGCUGUCGGUAUAAUCCCGUUAAAGCAAAAUGACACGUAGAAAUGUCGAUCUUCUCUUGAUUGGUAGAACCGGAAGUGGUAAAAGCUCAACCGGAAACUCUAUUCUGAAACGAAAUUUGUUUAGAAGUGUUACCAGCACCAAUUCAAUAACAAAGUUGAUAGAAGUAAAUUAUGCUGAAUACAAUGACGUCGUCGUCAAAGUCGUUGACGGACCCGGGGUGUUUAACACUGAGUUAUCCGAAAAAGAGUCUGUUAAAGAGAUUAACAAAGCUAUGGCUUCCGCCAUAGCAGCUAGUCCCAAGGGCUACCACGCUUUUCUUUUUGUGGUUAAGCUGGGUGAUAUGUUUACGAAAGAAUACGAAUUAACCCUAUAUGCGUUGAAAGACAUUUUUGGGGUUGACUUUUUAAAGAACUACGGUGUGUUGGUAAUAUCUAAUGGGGAUAAUUUUGAUGAGACUGAAAGUGGUUCCUUUGAGGAAUGGUGCGCUAAACAAAGUGGCUUUUUUCAUAAUCUUCUGGUGGACUGUGGCUAUAGAGCUGUGCUCUUUGAUAAUAAAACCGAAGAUCAGCAAAAGAAAGACCAACAGUUAAACAAACUGCUUGAGAUUGUUCAGACACUCAUUCCUAAUGGUCAAAGAUAUACUAAUGAACUUUUCCACUUAGCCAAAGAAGAGAGAGCUAAAAUGGAAGAGAAGUCGAAACUAGUGACCCACGGGGAAAGCUUAAAAGAAGCCAGCCUUAUCAUUCAAAAACUGGACCAUCCGAACCUAGAUGACCUGGAUACAACAAUGAACCGUUUCAGGGAGUUGCAGUCCAGGGCUGAAAAGUUACAGAGUAGGGUAGCUUAUCAUGACCGAUGCACAGGAACCCUUGCCGUCAUCGCACAGCACGUGACCCACAUUCAAGAGACAAUCCAGGAGCAUAUCGAGUGCUUGGAACGUGCCCAAGAAAUCCACAGCGAUCUGCUUCGAUUAAAUGCACAGAAAAAUAAUUUUAAUAAAAAAGAUGUAGAGGUGGCUGAAACCGAGAUGGCUGCUUUAAAGAAACGCAUGAAAAAGAAGUUGAAAGCGUUAGAGAGGGAACACAUGGACAUUAUCAGAAAAACGGUCAGCGUGUUUGCGGCGAUGGUUGAAGCAAAACUUUUAAAAAUGAUGGUCCCUGCAGCGACUCUAGUAGUGGUAGGAGCAGCAAUAGUUGGAUUCAUUGUUUUUUUUAAAAGCUAAAUAGGCUCUUGGGUAAUAGGGGAUCCAGGUGAAGUAGAUAGACAGAUAGUUUGAUAGAUAGGUAGAUAAGUUGAUAGAUAUAUAUAAACAGACAGACAGUCAGACAGAUAGAUAGAUAAAUAGACAGACAGAUAGAUAGAUAGAUAGAUUGGGUUAGGGUUUAUAUAAGUAAGGAUUAGGGUUUGGAUAAAAAAAAAACGCCCCCCGACCCCCAUCAAGCGUUUUGGAUCCACCAUUUUAUGGGAUACAAUAUAGAGCUAUAUUAACCAUAAUAACCAACAAUGACAUUUAACUUCUAUAUGCAUAAUCGCAAUGUAGUAUAUGUACAUGUGCUUAUUUUAUAAAAAUAUCUAUUCAUGUAUUAAUUGGUUAAUGUCUUUUGAAUAUUUAUUAGUUUCUUUUCAAUGUGUUAGCUCGUUAGAUUUGCCGUCAAGACAGUUGAGAAAAGGGGUUCAAUACAGCACUGUUCAGAAAAGGGGUUCAGAGCCCGGUUCACUACAGUCCUGUCGACUACAGCACAGUUCAGUGUGGUUCAGAGGUGUGGUUCUGUACGGCGCAUUUCGACGGUUCAGUGCUGAGUACUGUCAAGUACAGUUGAGACGAACGGCGUCUUGAUCUUUGUCUGUGAUCGAGUCCGACACAACGAGCCCAAUGUGUGAAAUCAGUCCUGAACUGUUGAACCCAGUGCAAGCCCGGAACGAGACAGAGAGGCCAGUGCAAAAGUUGAUACGGCGGAACGGUGUUAUCGGAGAGAUAUUUGUACAGUGUACGUGUUGCCAAUUGUACAGUAUUGGCUCAGAUUUAUUCAACUAUUAAAUUGUUACGUCACUUUGGAGCCCUGAGUUGUCAAGUUCUUUAAGUUGGUGUGAAAAAAAACCCAGUUCCAACAGACAGACCGAGAAAGUUGAUAUAAGCUUUUGUAAAAAUACAUUAUACAAUCACAAUAGUUAAUAGUUGAAAUAGAAUAUUUUAGUACAUGAUUUUGAAUUUUUGUUGAUGUAGCUAAUAAAGUCAAACACUUGAAAAAGAAGAGACAUACAAAGUUCUUUCUACAAUGUACAUCAAUAAACAAUUCGCUGAUAUAUUGUUUAGGAUUGUGAUUAGAUUAAUUUUGUGUACAACACUUGUAUUAACAGCCAGCAAGCAACAUGUCACUAAAGAUGUUAAAUUCGUCUAUGGAGUAGCUGUGAUUAAAGGAGACCCGAUCGGCGGAGACCACACCAGAUGUGUGCAGCCAUUAGCCUUGUAAUUCUUUUUUUGUUUUAAUGCACGUGACGAAUAUAAUACAUUGUUUUUGCUUUAUACUUUUGCUAUGGCGAACGGCUGUGCCAGGUAAAAUUAUAUAUUGCAGUAUCACUGUACUCCUAGCCAUGGCUACGCAUUCUGUACUCAAUAUUAUUCAUAUUUUCCUAUAAAUUUAUAUAAUUGCUGUAUUCUUUGUAGUUUACAUAUUUGUGCAUAACAUACGUAACAUACUUACAACUUGAAUGCAUUUCCUAGUUGUUUUUUCGUAAGAAGGCAAAAAUGACAUAAUUAAACAUUCAUUGCAUCAGUA
Molecule: messenger RNA, 3078 nt
Organism: Biomphalaria glabrata
Lineage: Eukaryota; Metazoa; Mollusca; Gastropoda; Planorbidae
Exons: 2
Coding region: 330-1523 (397 amino acids)
Molecular function (GO): GTP binding
Source: RefSeq, a predicted model, not a curated record